This is a messenger RNA of Leptonychotes weddellii (Weddell seal), 1786 nucleotides long. Lineage: Eukaryota; Metazoa; Chordata; Mammalia; Carnivora; Phocidae. The record is from RefSeq and is a predicted model, not a curated record.
AUGCACGGUAGCGCCGGGCACAGGCCGUGUGUCACCCACCCCCCAGAACUCUCCCCGCCUCUGUUCCCCCACCACCUGGACGAAGGUCUGCAUCACAGUGGCCCUCCCCGGAAAGGCGGCCCUCAGGAUGAACAAUGCAGCAAGAAGGCCUCGGUCUCUCUCCUGUGGCUGUUGAAGUCGUCGGGCAUCAUUGCAGACCGGCCCUGGCCGCGGGUCUCCCUCACCGUCCUCACCACGGCCAUCAUUCUGACCAUGGCCGUGUUCAACAUGUUUUUCCUGAGUGACCCAGAGGAAACGAUUCCUCCAACUGCCAAUACAUCCAACACAAGUCUUUCCGCCUUAAGUAAUCAGGCAGCGAUUCUGCGGGCACAAAAUCUGUUUUUCCUCCCGUACUUUAUCUACAGCUGCAUUCUGGGACUGAUUUCCUGCUCGGUUUUCCUGAGGGUGAACUACGAGUUGAAGAUGUUGAUCAUGAUGGUGGCAUUGGUGGGUUACAACACCAUCCUUCUGCACACUCACGCCCACGUCCUAGACGACUAUAGCCAGGUCUUAUUUGAGAGACAUUUCUUCUUGGCUACCCAACAGGCAGUUGAAGAGCCGUCUCUCAAUAACCAGAACUCCUGCUGCGGCUGUCGCCUCGAGCAUGCUUCCUGCCUGGAGCCCGGCCCUGUGACUCAGGGACCAUCCUCCUGCUCGUCGAGCUCUGACCACCUCCCCCCCCGGUUUGUUUCUGUUCAGGAGCCUGAGAGGCAGUACCUGCACCUUGGCACCAUGGUGGAGUUUGCCUUUGCCCUGGUGGCAAAACUGGACGCCAUCAACAAGCACUCCUUCAACGACUUCAAGCUGCGAGUGGGUAUUAACCAUGGACCUGUGAUAGCUGGUGUGAUUGGAGCUCAGAAGCCACAGUAUGAUAUCUGGGGCAACACCGUAAAUGUGGCCAGCAGGAUGGACAGCACUGGCGUACUGGACAAAAUACAGGUCACCGAGGAGACAAGCCUCAUCCUCCAGACCCUGGGGUACACGUGCACAUGUCGGGGAAUAAUCAACGUGAAAGGCAAGGGGGAGCUGAAGACUUACUUUGUAAACACAGAAAUGUCAAGGUCCCUUUCCCAGAGCAACUUGGCAUCCUGAAGAGCUGCCUUCAUUUUGGCAAGAAGACUGUAUUUUCGGAAGGUACAACGCACUUUCUGACUGCAACUUUUGUCCCUCGUUUUUGAUGUGUGUGCUCUGUUCUGUCCUAUGGAGCCUCUUCAGACUCGUUCCUGUGACCCUGGUGGCAUACCGUUUGGUGUCUGACGUGUGCCAAGAUCGUUCUGCCACUCGCACUGUGCUUACUCCGGAGCAGAAGGAAAAGGAGUGUGUGUAUAGGAGAGACGCGUUCAACGGACUCACAAAGACGACGGACGUGAAAUAAACAAAAAUUCUUAAGGCAAUAAAACUAGGGGGUGUAUAUUAUCUUCUGGUGCAUGUUCUUUUCUGGAAAAUAUGGUAGCUCGCCAACCGCAUCCGCUAGUCUGGUAUUAAAACACACAGUAUUUGUGAAUAAGUUGAUUUCUGUCACCCCACAUGGGAUUUGACUGUGUUUGCCCACGUGUCCCAUCGCCAGUGGCUGUCCACGGGCCCCAGCAGGAUCCGUGGUCCUGUCGCCUUGCUGUGUCAUGUCUCGUGCCAUCCAUCACCAGGAUUAGUUCUCACAGCCUAGACCCAGUUUUGUACCAAACGCGUCUGAUGUUUUGAUGCCAUUGUCUUUUGUAAGGUUGAUUCAUUAAAAGUUUUAUGUACUUUG